AUGGACGUCGAAGGCGCCUUCGACACUGUCCUUCAGCCAAUCUACCGCCUGAGCAACCCCAAGGGGCGCUUCGGCUAUGCAGACGACACUGCCGUCCUUUGCGUCGGAGACUCCCUGGAGGAGACUGCCCACAGAGCGUCGAAACAUGUUCACGAACUCAUGACAUGGGGCACCGCGAACGCGAUAACCUUCGACCCCAAGAAGACUGAAGUCAUGCACUUCUCCCGAACUACACCGAGGAAUGCACCUCCAGUCUUCCAUGGCGAGGUAGAAAAGCGGCCAGGCUCAGCCAUGCGGUGGCUCGGCAUCUGGCUUGACAGCACCCUGACGUUCAAGACGCACGUCGAGAAGUGGACUGCCAAAGCGCAAGCAGUGGCCUACCAUCUCAAGGAGGCGUGGUACCCGGGCAUGACCUGCCCGCGAUGGAAUAAGCCGGCAAAGGAAGGGCCAUCAAGAAUACGGCACCUCAUCCGGCGGAUGGACAAGUCGCUCAACACGGCCAUGCGAGCCAUCCUCCCGGUCUGGAAGACGACGCCGCUCAGCGCCAGGCACCGGGAGGCGGGCAUACCCCCGUCUCAAGUCCUCGACGAAGCGCACCCGCUUGCGGUGCGAACGAAGCCGAUCCGGGCCCCUGUCAUCAACAGGGCCAUUAAGUUAAAAUACCAGCGUCCACGACAACCUUUCCGGACCAGACUGCGUCGCACUGACGAGCUGCUCCCAAGGUGCGCCAGGCCAGACCUUCUCGCACAAUCGGCGGCAAACUUCGGCGAGUGGCUCCAAUCAGUUGCUCCACGGACAGCAAUCGUCUACUCGGACGGAUCCCUCUCCCGGAGGGAGCCGCGGAAGGAGUUCCUGGAAUUCCAGGCCUUGGCCGCAGAACAUGGUGCCACUGAGAUCCGCUGGAUCCCCGGCCACACCAACAUCCCAGGCAGCGACCAAAAGACGCAUUCAAAGCCUGGUGGGAAGUUUCUGCACCCCAACAAAGCCACCACGGGGACUUCGCUGAUUACCACGAAAGGUUGA
Messenger RNA from Hirsutella rhossiliensis, 1023 nucleotides. Its product is annotated as reverse transcriptase. The record is from RefSeq and is a predicted model, not a curated record. NCBI's taxonomy places the organism in Eukaryota, Fungi, Ascomycota, Sordariomycetes, Hypocreales, Ophiocordycipitaceae. The coding region runs from base 1 to 1023 and encodes 340 amino acids. The transcript has 8 exons.